Molecule: messenger RNA, 1464 nt
Organism: Xiphophorus maculatus (southern platyfish)
Lineage: Eukaryota; Metazoa; Chordata; Actinopteri; Cyprinodontiformes; Poeciliidae
Product: growth hormone secretagogue receptor type 1-like
Exons: 5
Coding region: 1-1464 (487 amino acids)
Biological process (GO): G protein-coupled receptor signaling pathway; hormone-mediated signaling pathway
Cellular component (GO): plasma membrane
Molecular function (GO): growth hormone secretagogue receptor activity
Source: RefSeq, a predicted model, not a curated record
AUGGAUCUGGCAGAUUUGGAAGACAUGAGCAGUGGCUGUGAAGGCAAAAACUGCAGCUUAGCAUCAAGGCUCCAGGAGGACUGCAGAACCCAGGACUGCUACUGGGGGGAACCCAUGUUUGGACUGAUUGAGUUAGUUUGCGUGACGAUGGUUUAUAUUCCACUGAUGUUAUUCGGCCUUCUUGGGAACACCUUGACCAUACUGGUGGUGUGGCUUCGUCCGCACAUGAGGAGCUCGACGUACCUGUACCUGAGCAGCAUGGCCGUCAGCGACCUGCUGAUUCUCCUUCUGCUCCCUCUGGAUCUGUACAAGCUCUGGAGACCCAGACCGUGGCCCCUGGGAGACCUUGCCUGCAAGCUGACUAUGUUCCUCUCAGAGUGCUGCACCUUCUGCACCAUCCUCCACAUCACCUUCCUGUCCCUGGAGCGGUACGUGGCGGUGUGCUGGCCGAUCACAGCCAAGACCGUCGUGACGCGCCGCAGAACCAGGGUCAUCAUCGGCUGCCUGUGGCUGGGUGCGGCUGUCAGCGCGUCGCCCGUCUUGAUUAUGGUCGGAGUGGAGGACGUCGGGGGAGAGGAGUUUGGGCUCAACCAGUGGAGGGAGGAUGGGGGCCGGCUGGGCGGAGAGGGAGAACAGGGAGGGAUAAUGAUGAACGUAGCGGAGAGAGGAGGCGCAGUCAUGGCUUUGCUGGAUCCACGGUUGGAGGAAAUAAAGUUGGGAGAGAAGGAGAAAGAAGAAUGGGGUGAAGACCUCACAGACUUUAUAUGGCUUGACGACAAAAACAGCAGAUCAAGAGAGGGAACUGAAUGGAAACUAGGGGACAUUAAAGAUAAAACAGAAGAAGCCGAGGAGCCAAAUGAGGAGAAAAGGAAGAUGGAAUUUGAGAAAAAUCAGCAAAACAAAAAGAAAGAAGAUGAGGGGGGAGGUAGAGAGGAGAGAGCCGAUUCAAGCCGUGGCGGAGAGAUCGACAGGAGGGAGUGCCGCUGUACGCACUACGCCAUCUCCUCAGGUCUCUUGUCCGCCAUGAUGAUUCUCUCCAACUUGUACUUCCUGGUGCCCCUUUGCAUCCUCGGUCUGGUGUACACCCUCAUUGGACGAACACUGUGGCUCCGCCCAAAGAGCAGCAGAAGAGACCAGAGUCACCGAAGCACAGUGAAGAUGUUAGGAGUGAUCGUCUUGGCAUUUGUGCUCUGCUGGCUUCCCUUCCACGUCGGCCGGACUAUAUUAUCCCUUUCCCUCGGCUCCAGCGUCGAGAGACAAGACGCCUCCUAUCUGUCUCAGUAUUUUAAUCUGGCGUCUUCUGUCCUCUUCUACCUCAGCGCCGCUGUCAAUCCAUUACUUUAUAACCUGAUGUCUGCCAGGUACAGACUGGCUGUCCACAGCCUCAUACACAAACACCCUCACACACACACACACCGCCUGCGCACGCUCACGGCUCGGCACUCCACCACCACCACUUUGUAA